UAACUUGUAUAAUUUGUACUAAUCUUUAUUGAAUAGGGACCCAACUUCCCGUGAUAAAUAGUGAAUUUGCCAGUGACAUUGGCAGUGACAAUUGACAUUUGUUUUCAAUUUGUUCAAAAAUAUUCUUGGAUAUAUAAGAGUGUUGUGCUGUGUUCGAUACCUAUACCUAUUUGUUUAAACGAAAUUAAUAUCUGUUAUUUAUUUGUGGAUUUAAUAUGUGUAAAUAUAUCUAGAGACACACAUUUUUAAUAAGCAAAUAAAUUGUACUAGCAGAAAAUCUUAUUACAUCAUAUGAUGUCGGAAGACAGGCGAAGUAAGCACCCUGUGGAAUUGGCUUCAUUGGAGCCUGGAGUGAGAGUUAAGCAGCUGGCUAACUAUGGGACCAUGGUCGAGAUAGAUAUCAAUGUACCACCGCGAAGAUACUAUAGGUCAGGUUUGGAGAUGGUCAGGAUGGCCAAUGUCUACCAUGCUGAGGGAAGUUUAGAGAAUGCGUACAUAUUGUACAUGAAAUUCAUGACAUUGUUUCUGGAGAAGAUCCGCAAACAUCCAGACUACCCCACAGUGCCUGCGCAGAUGAAAGCGGUGAACCAGGCCAUGCUGAAAGAGGUCAUCUCUAAAGCAGAGAAGCUCAAGCAGAAGUUGUUAGAUCAUUACACUACAGAACAUGCUCAUUACGUGGAAAAUGAGGCAAAAAGGAAGAAGUCUGAAGAGGAGCGCAGAAGACAGGAGCGUGAUGAUGCAAAGUUAGCGGAGCGUUUGCAAGCCGAUGAAAAUAAGAGUCACUCCCAUUCCAAUAAACCUCAUCUUACUCAUGUGGAUGAGUGGGCGGUGUCGCCGUCGGCGCCGCCGGUGGACGGCGUGCUGUACCCGGACGACUUCGCCAGCUCCCCGCCCCGCGCGCCCCUCAUACCGCCCUCCAGGCCACAUCACGAGGAGAGCGGCAUCACGUCAGUCCUACCGCCGCUGUCGGCGUCGCAGAGCGUGCGCACCGUGGUAGUACCCUCGGUCCUACUGAGCCGGUUCCUGACACUCGCCGCCUCCAACACCAAGCAGAACAUUGAGACUUGCGGCGUGCUUGCGGGGCGACUGGAGCGCGAUCAGCUGAAGAUAACGCACGUGGUCGUGCCCAAGCAAUCGGGCACGCCGGACUCGUGCGUCACCAACAACGAGGAGGAGAUCUUCUACUACCAGGACCAGCACAGCCUCAUCACCUUAGGAUGGAUUCACACGCACCCGACUCAGACGGCGUUCCUGUCGUCGGUGGACCUCCACACGCAGUGCUCCUACCAGCUCAUGAUGCCCGAAGCUAUCGCCAUAGUCUGCGCGCCCAAAUAUGAUGAGACGGGAUUUUUCGCGCUGACUCCGGACUACGGCAUGAACUUCAUCGCGAACUGCCGCCAGACCGGUUUCCAUCCCCACCCCAAGGACCCCCCUCUAUUCUAUGAAGUAAAACACAUAAUCCUGGACGAUAAAGCGCCGGUAGAAAUGGUGGACCUGAGGACUACCAUUGUCACCAUGAGGUGAAUACAACCAUAAGAUUAAUAAGUAAAUAAUUCUAGGGUUCCUUUGUAAGCCGUGUGUUCACUCGGCGCUUCCUUACUAGCCUUUUAAAAGUUGAAUUGUUUUAUCUCGUGUAAAAAUGUUGCAAUGAGUAAAGAUCGGAUGUUUGUGUAUUUACUCUUGAAGUGUUUGACAAUUGUGGAAUGAACUUUUUCUAUAUACUAAUCAUUAUAUGGGCAUGCCUUAUUGUAGCGCUCGUUUUCGAAUCGCGCUAUAAUCUCACAUCGAGUGUACCUACAUAGCACUUCCUGCGAAAGCCUUUUUAUGUAAUAAAAAAUAAAAAGGCAACUUCAUUAAGUUUCAUUACAUAUUUAGUAUAUUUUUUUAUGAACAAUAUAAAAUUGAGGUCUUUAGAUCUAAAUCCCUGAUCGUAUUUUUUUUCAUCAUAGAAUGAAAUAUACAUCCCAAUAUCCGAUCUAUAAGAAGUAAGAGAAAGAUGAAACAUUUGCCACAUUUUUUAAAACCCAGUGAAUACACGCCUUUAAAUCAUAAGUAUUAAAAUAGAGGUAUCGUAUUUAUUGUUUACCAAAAUUAUACUGUUAAAUGUAGUUAGGUGUGUUCAAAUGUUAGAAUAUUUAUCUUGCAAAGCAUUUAUUUCCAUUUACGCUUUAAUUUAGUGUAGUGAAAAUACCCGGCAAGGCGUGGAUGGGUCGUUGGCAUAAUUCGGAAGUCAAUGGUUUAGAAAUUGGUAAUGAUGUGGAUGGCAUAAAGUGAAAGAGGCCUAUAUCUAAAGGGCUGCCGUCGACGAUGAUUAUGACUGAAAGGCCAAAGGUUUGCGCUGAUAUAGUCAUUCGGUUAUUGUUUUGUUCAUAAACCAUGGGGCCGAUAGACAUUAUUCUAGGAGCUUGGUGGGAUAUUUUUAUCCUGUGAAUGUAUUAUUACAUUCCCAUGCUAUUUGCUACGGUAAUCUGGAUUUUAUGUUGUUGAUUUUUAGGAAUACUUUAGUGUGUCUUGUUAAUUUUAUCAAUAGAUCUAGACUACUAAAAUACAAGGUAUUAUAAAGAUCUUAAUCAAAGUCAUAUUCAGGCUAUAGAUUAUAAAUUUAUUGUUAAAUGCAUUGUUAUAAGAAUGUUCCAUCACAAGAAAUAUUCAUAAAUAUAUUUAUUCCGAAAGAUUAACUCUGUUUAGUAUAUUUUACAGGCUUUAAUUUAUUUAAGACAGACAAUAAGCGGCUAUAUAAAUACAUCUACAUUAUGCCUUAACAAUAAUUUGAAAAUAUCGCAUCGAAUGAAUCUUCACAUUAUUCUCAUCAAAAUUUACAUGAUUUGAUUACUUAUUCACAAAAUUUUUGGGUUUUUGAGUGGAGACGGAAUUUUCUGUUAGCUAAAAAAAUUUCAGUGAUGGUUGUAGUGAGGGCUUUAUAUGUAUUUGUGAUAAUAUGUAAGAGGCACAGCCGAAGACUGAAGCUUAGAUUAACAAAUUAAAAAAUAUUAAAUCGAUGUAUAUUAACGUUUGACGUCUGGGGUUGAUGUUGUGAUUAUGUGUAAAGUGAUUACUUAUACUGCACACGCUAUUUAUAUAAAAUAUAAUGUUAACAAAAUGUACCUCUAAUAUAUUUCUUAGGCUGGAUUUACUUGAUGUGUAUUCGUACGCAUAUAAAAUAAUAUUGGUUUCGAGUUGCCAUAUUUAGUGCCUAGCAUUUAUUUGUAUUAUAUUAUGCCGGCUACACACUGUCGCGGAUCAGUUCGCCGAACUUGGCGUAUACGACAUACAUUGUUGGUUUUUCAUUGCAGUAAAUAAAAGCACUCAUACAAACUACGCAAUGUUCAUGCAUUCGCGUCGGCAUGCGGCAUCUGUCCUGUAGCUUGUAGCCGGUAUUACGGUUUUUUAAAACAUGUUUAAUACUGCGCAUUUUUUUAAAAUGAUGUUGAUUUAUUUUUAUCUAAUAGACAUAUCGCUUUUCCUAUACUUUAUUAUGUCAAUUAAAAAAUGUGUGUGCAAUAACUGUGUAGUGAUAAGAACAGGGACUUGUGUAUGUGUGAUUAUUACUAAUACGGACCAAUGUGAAUAAAGUAUUCAAUUUCAAUAA
Plodia interpunctella (Indianmeal moth) is the source of this 3589-nucleotide messenger RNA. RefSeq lists its product as uncharacterized. Bases 292 to 1524 code for a protein of 410 amino acids. Gene Ontology annotation, cellular component: membrane; endosome. The record is from RefSeq and is a predicted model, not a curated record. Gene Ontology annotation, biological process: protein K63-linked deubiquitination. The transcript has 9 exons. Lineage: Eukaryota; Metazoa; Arthropoda; Insecta; Lepidoptera; Pyralidae. Gene Ontology annotation, molecular function: protein binding; K63-linked deubiquitinase activity; metal-dependent deubiquitinase activity.